Molecule: messenger RNA, 768 nt
Organism: Orbilia oligospora ATCC 24927
Lineage: Eukaryota; Fungi; Ascomycota; Orbiliomycetes; Orbiliales; Orbiliaceae
Exons: 1
Coding region: 1-768 (255 amino acids)
Source: RefSeq, a predicted model, not a curated record
AUGAAGUUCACUCUCUUCGCUCCUAUUGCUAUGCUCGCUGCCAGCGUUGCUGCUAUCCCAAUGAGCUCUUCGGGCUCCUCCCUCGCCGCUUCUGGCCAAGAAGCUGUUCCUCAAAACUUCUAUGAGCAGUUUACCAAGCGUCAGGCUAAGAUGUCUCCUAAGGACUUCGCCAUCCGCCGUGCCGAGCGCUUCAAUGCCACCACCGAGCGUAUCGACUUCCUCAAGUCCAUCCCAGAUGAUACCUUCCAGAAGAUGGCAGACAACGACAGGAAGCUUCACCAGGCUACCCGCGCCCUCUGGAACGGAACUAUUCCAGAUAUGGCCGCCCUCCCCACAGCAUUCACUCCACCACCCGGUGGCUUCCCCAGGGGCAAUGGUACUAGACGCGGUGGCCCACGUGGUAGAUUCGGACGCUUCGGACCUGGUGGUCCGGGAGGUCCAGGAGGUCCAGGAGGUCCAGAUGGCCCAGCUCGAACCGGCGAGCGCCCAUCCAUGCGCGACUUCUUCGUUCGCAUGGCUGAAUUCCGUGGUGCCUCUGCCGAAACCAUCGAAAAGCUCAAGACCACCGACGAGUCUGAAUUCACUGGCUUGAGGGAUUUGAACACUAAGGACAAGUUCGUUAAGGAAGCUACUCUUAUGGGACUCGAUGACAAGGUUACCUUCUUCGGUACUGUUCCCCAGGCUAUCUACGAUGAACUUGAUACCCUCAAGACCAAGACCCGCGCUGCUCACGAGGACCUCCGCAAUGGCAAGGUCCCGACUUUGUAA